AUGGCACAAGUACCACUUUGCCUGUACCGAGCCAUCAAAGCUGCCCGUUUCAUCGCGAACCCAGAUAUAACCUUAAAUUAUCUUUCACGAUCACAACUCUUCAAAGGAUAUUCUUCGACUCCAUAUCGGAACCUCAUUGUGCGACCUUUUCUUCGAAUAUCAAGCGAGAUUGGACAGAAGGGGGGAGCGGCUCUCGGUGUCGGCGCAGUGAUGUCCAGCGACGGAGUCGUGUCUGUGGACCAAGCCACGCAACAACUACGCAAGCUGCUUCAAAAGGCCCAAGAGGUUAAAACAAGCGGAAGCAUUGAGCCUCCGCUUCUGGAGUCCGACUUUGAUGGAGCCAUCAACGACAGGAUAUUUCGAAGUGAAGAACAAGGGACCAACAAUACUCAGCAAGCUGAGAUUGGACGACAAGCGCAUUAUGCUAUUAUAGAAACGGCUGUUCGAAACAUCUUUUAUUCUACGCUUGCAACGAUACCAAUCGAUGAUCCCCGAUUCAUUCGAUUAUGGAAUUUACUCGACAUCGUCUCGAUUCUAUCUGACAAUGAGCAAUGCGAACCAGGGCUCAUUUUCUGGCUCAUAGAGGAGCUCCUCGAUAGUCAGACAAUCGACGGUUGCAGAAAAGUGUUUGAUUAUUUGGAGUCUCGGCGGGAGAGACUCACCGCGAAACACUUCAAGCAAAAGAACUUGAUCAUCCUCCGAUCGUGUAACGAACUUCUGCGUCGAUUGUCGCGUGCUGAAGAUGCUGUCUUCUGCGGACGCGUCUUUAUCUUUCUGUUCCAAAGCUUCCCGUUGGGCGAUAAAAGUUCGGUCAAUCUGCGAGGUGAAUAUCAUGUCGAAAAUGUUACAACCUUUGACAAUCUGGCCUCAAAAGAUGGUCAGAUCGCGGACAAAGCGAACGCGGAUAAUCAGAUGGAGGUGGACCUGGUACAAAACGACGCUGAAGCCGAGAGUUCAAAAGAGCGCGAUGACGAGGUAAAGCCUGAGGUUAGCAUAGGAGAUGACAAUUCGACGAAGCCGACGCAGACAACUCAACCUUCUCCCCGUCCUGCUGAAGAGCAAUUGAAAUCCAAGGAGAAAGAGGAUGCGGACAGAUUCUAUUCCAUUUUCUGGAGCUUACAACAGGACUUUUCGAAUCCCACGAGACUGUUUGACCAGACAUACUUUGGCCCCUUUAAGUCCGGGCUUGAGACUGUCGUCGAAAAGUUCAAACAGGUCCAGCAUACACUUGUGCCCUGGGGCUCUGCAAGGGCAUCUGCAGACUACAAGAGAAGCUUGAAACGAAAACGUGCCGACGAGGAUGAUGGAUUUGCAAGCACUUUCAAUCCGAAGUACUUGACAAACAGGGACUUGUUCGACUUGGAGAUCAGCGACCUUGCCUUUCGAAGGCAUAUCCUUGUACAGGCGCUCAUUCUUCUUGACUUUUUAGUUUCACUGAAUCAGAGAUCAAAAAGCAAGUUGACAGGACUCCAGUCGCAAAAUCGAUCUGUAUUAUAUAGUCACACUUUAAGUGAAGAAGACAGUGCAUGGGCCUUCAAGAUUAGAGGUGAGGUCGCAAACUAUUUGCAAGAUGGAAUGGAAGGUAAAUUUUAUUAUCGAAUGGUGGACACUGUACUUUCACGGGACAAGAAUUGGGUACGAUGGAAGGCGCAAAGCUGUCCACCUAUAGAACGGCCGCCUGUUUCAGUACAAGAGCAUCAGGAUGCAAGAGGAGUUGCUCGCAGAAGCUGCGCCAACAAGCGAAUGCGAGCAGCACCUUUAGGAUCUCUGGACUUGAAUUUCUUGAACGACGCCGAAACUCCUAGCGGGCUGGAGAAGCUGAAAGGCUCAGAUAGAUCCGAGAUGCCCAGUGUCGAAUCUUUUGAAAGACCGAUUGAGGGAGAUGACCUUGAUUUGGACAUGGCCAUGACCGACGAGGACAAGCAACUGUCUCUGAACGCAAAAGCUAGUAAAACGUGGCGAGCCUUACGGCUGGCCUCAAGAGGGCGAUUGAAUUUGUUCGACAAGAUCGAAGAUGGCAACAAGCUGCAGAUACUAUUUCGGUCCUAUCGGGGAGAAGAUGGAAAUCAAAACCAAGAUUCUCCAGAAAACAUGGAAAUUCCGGAUGGCGCGCAGGCCAAGCAAGGCGACCAGGAACGGGAAGCUGUUGAUGACGCUUCGCCGAAAGGAGAUCACGACAACGCUAUUUUACAAGAAAAGUCGGCGAAUUUAGCGCCUUCUCAAACGACUGAAGCACAAUCUUCAGGAGCAGAUGAUGCUGUGGUCAAGUAG
Molecule: messenger RNA, 2271 nt
Organism: Xylona heveae TC161
Lineage: Eukaryota; Fungi; Ascomycota; Xylonomycetes; Xylonales; Xylonaceae
Exons: 7
Coding region: 1-2271 (756 amino acids)
Biological process (GO): regulation of DNA-templated transcription elongation; mRNA export from nucleus
Cellular component (GO): THO complex part of transcription export complex
Source: RefSeq, a predicted model, not a curated record